CUGCAACAAAAAUUCAACAUGGCUGUCGUGUCAAAGCACUAAGUGAACGUCCUAGAUUUUAUACGUAUCAAAGGAGUGCUUUGACUGAGGAACAUGUAAAUGGUGAAGUUAUUAGUGCAAGAUGUCCGAUAAAGUUUACGUUUGAUAAGUAUUCGCUCAUUGGAUUACAAACUGAUAGGCAGACUGUGUCAUACUUCGUUCUGGUGUUAAUUUCAAGGAUUCCUGCGAGGAUGGAUCCAAGAUAGUGCUCAUUCAAACACUUUUCUCCUAUAGUCCGGACAAUCCCCCGCUGUCACACUGGCUUCGUCCGACGAAGACGAUACCACCAUCAUGUCUGCCAUAUCAAUAUUCACAUGCCGGCCGAACUCGCAUCCAUUUCAGGAACGCCAGAUCCCGAUGCACGAACCGGUCAAGAUUGGCCGGUCUGUUGCUCGGGCACGGCCCGCACCCAAUAACGCCAUAUUUGACUGUAAGGUGCUCUCCAGAAAUCAUGCAUUGAUAUGGUAUGAAACUGGCAAGUUUUACCUACAAGACACCAAGAGCAGUAAUGGGACCUUCAUCAAUAAUCAGCGCCUCAGUAAAGGGUCAGAGGAGAGUCCUGCCCGGGAAAUCUACUCUGGCGACAUCAUCCAGUUUGGGGUGGACGUGAUGGAGAACUCGCGUCGAGAUUCUCCACAUGCCCAAGUAACGCAUGGGUGUAUUAUUGCAAUGGUGACUCUUUAUCAUCCUGAUGGAAGGGAGGCCAAACCUAGUUACACGCCGAAUACUAUGACGGGUCCAGCGCUUGGUGCCAACUCUCAGGAAAUCUACCAGUUAGCUCAAUAUUUACAGGAAGCACUUCAUAGGGAACAAAUGUUAGAAAAUAAAUUGGCCACGUUGCAACGUUUGGUUUCGAAUACUCAGGAAGCAUCGGAGACGGGCUGGCAAGCAUUAAUAGAUGAGGAUAGGCUAUUAUCAAGAUUAGAAGUACUCGAAAACCAGUUACAGGCAUAUGCAAAGAACCAAACAGAAGAUAAUUUACGGCAGGAAUUAGUAGCGUUACAAGAGGAUAAACAUAAAUAUGAAAAUACUGCAAAGGAAUCUUUACGGAGAGUGUUACAAGAAAAAUUAGAAGCUGUUAGAAAAUUAUCAGAUCUAGAAACCUCGCUGAGUAAUACUGAAGACAACUGCACACAUCUGAAGAGUAUGUGCGAGUUAGCGCAACAGGAGUUGGAGAGGCUUGCCGGCAAGCAUGAGGAGACAGAGAAAGACAUGGAGGAACUGAAACAAAAGUUAGAGGAAGCUGAACAGAACCAUGAACAAGAAAUGCAGAUGGUCAACCAAGAGAAAACAGAGCUUCAAAACAAACUUGACGAGAUGAUGAAACAGGAAAGAGAACUUACAUCCAAAAUGGAGGCGAUUGAAGCAGAGCAUGAAUCGGCCAAGGAGGAACUAGAGGCAAUGAAAGAAAAUCUUAUCAACAAACCGCCAGAAAUUGAAAAAGUGGAUCACAUAAAGAAUGUCAAAAUGGAAUCACGAGAAAUCCAAGUUGACCUUUUCGUGGAGAAGGGCGAAUUCGAGGUGAAAUAUGAUGAAACAGAAACCGACAGCCUAAAAAAAAAAUUGAAAGAAACGCAAGACCAGAUCGAGAAAUAUAAAGCCCAAAUGCUUGACGGUGAGACACGACUCCGAGAUAGCAAACAGAAAGUCGAUACACUACAGAAUGAACUCGACAAGGCCCAACUCCAACAAUCGGACAGUGUGUUACAGAUUGUUUCUUUAGAAGAAAAACUUAAGUUUUCGGACUUUCACAUGAGCCAAAUGAUGGACAAUACUGUGGCUGACUUGCAAACUCAACUUGAUGAAUCUGAGAAGCAAGCCGACAAAAGUAGUGACUUGUCAUCAAAAUUAGAAAGCCAAAUUGAGGAACUGGAGAAACAGCUCAUUCGGUAUCGAGAAGAUGAGGAAGCAAGUCGCUCGAGACUAAUUGAGAAUAACGACGAUACGAACAGCAACCCGAUUAACGGCAUUACGAAUCAUGUCGAGACGCCAACAACUUCCCCUAUGAUUCCAAAGUUGUGCCACAUUGAGGAUCUAGAGAAAAUCAAAGAGGAUUACAGUGAGACUAUAGACAGGCUCGCCUUAGCCACUGAUAAAAUAUGCGAGUUGGAAGGAUUACUGUGUGAAGCUAGAGAUGCACAGAAAGACAGCGAAAAUGAAAUUGACAAGUUCAGACAUGAACUUGAUGCAGCGCGGAUUCAGACCAAGACAUUUGUCGAAGAGGCCCAGUCGUUACGCUCACAGCUCGAGGUGUCGGGUACCCAGGUGAAGGACCGAAUGAGUCAGGUCGCGGAGUUACAAGAGCAGCUGAGUAAGACAGAGGCCAGCAACAAGGAAGUCAAACAACAGAUCACAGUACUACGGGAUCAACUAGCAGAAGAACAAAGCUUGAAAUCAAAUGGUUUAGAAGAGAUGGCAAGUUUGAAAAAAUUCCUGGACACUGAAAGAGAAGCUCAUGAAAUUGACCGGGCACACUUGGAAUCUGUUCAGCAGCAACUGCUGGAAGCACAACAGGCAGCUAAACACAGUAAGAAUGAAGCAGAGGAGCUCCGAGUCAGGCUGAAGGAACUCGAGGACGAGAUUGACACGGAGAAGAACAAGUCUGAUAUCAUGAAGGAAGGGGGAAUCAAAACGUUCGAAGGACCAAUGUCAAGUGAUUUCUCUGCCCUGAAAGAAGAAUGUGAUAGCCUGCGGCGCCGGAUACAGAACAUAGAGGCUGACAUGAAAAUCUCCAAGACCGAGAACUCCAAACUAUCUGCUGAAAACUCGCACUUGCUAGAGUCAUACAAGGAGCUUGAGAAGCUGAAGGAUUGCCUUGAGAGUAAGGAGUCCAUGUGGAAGCACAACCUGACAGACGCCCAGAAAGAGGCUGAUAAUACCAAACAGGAGGUGAGGCGUACAGAGUAUCAGUUGACCGAAGCAACUGCUGAGAUUGCCAGUCUCAAACUACGGGUGAACCAAUGUACUGAGGAGAUAAGCCAUCUCAAGUCCGACCUGGAUGAGAUGUCAGAGGAGUAUGGUAUACUGGCUGACAGAAGUAGAACGUUGUCUGCUUGCUCCAUGAUCCCAAUCAUCAUGUUGAUAUUCGCCAUCAUGCUCGCCCUGUAUCCAACGCUUGCCACAGUCACAGCCACAACAGCACCAGGCUUGGUGUGACCUUGAGAGAAACCUCAAGGUUAUGUCGGACCCAGACGACCUUGAAUGAAUGUCGCUGUAGAAUUGUGUUAUAUGUAUAAGUCAAGGUCACAACAGCAGUUUGAUUGUAUAUUGACCAAUUAGAUCCCAUCCCUUUACUAGGAAAUACUCUGUGACAAUAUAGAAAUGAGGUUGGUCGGUGGUGUAAAUUUCUUUUGUGCGAGACCACUUCAUGUGAGUAUAAUUUGUGAAUAUUAAACGAUUGUCAAAUUAAGUUGGGGUGAACCUCUAAGAUAAGACUCUGAGUGAAAAGUUACCAGUUUAAGUUGCAGAUCCAAACGAUGGCCAACAAUCCCCAUGAUUGCGCAAAAACUGAGCUGUUUACAGUAGAUGCUCCGUGUUCAUCUGGUAACUUUUCCUUCCGAAUCGACUUAGUGUAAAUAUGUAAUGUACAGAAGUUAGCGCCUUAUCGUGCUUUAAUCAGAAGUCUAUGUCUAUUCCGUUUCAUCUGAUACUUAAUUAUUAAUAGAUUGGUGCUUGAAAGCAUAACAAAGUUUAUAUAUAUUGGAAGCAGAAGUGAAUGAAAUCAUUGAAAUCCCUUUCAUUAUUCGAUAGUCGUUCUUCGGGUUGCCAGGUUCCUUCUAUAAAAUAAGGCCCGCAUAUAUAUUGUCGAAAGAGCCACUAUGAGCCAAGUUGGUUCACGUUCUCUCCACUCCACAGGCUUAAAAACACUGCACAGUUUUUCUGUUUCACUAUUUGUGACAAACUUGAGACUCGACCUCCCUCAAUGUUGAAGGGUCCGACUCCUUGGAUUUCAAUGGUACUUGUUUCUAUAUCACUUUGGGUUGGGUUUGAAUGAUUGUAGUGUCUUAUUCAUGUCUAGUCAUCAUUCAGAUUAAAUUUGGACCAGAAAAUAGUUUUGAAAAAUCUAUUGUAUGAUGGUCUGUUGUAGCUCAUGAAGAUUUGUGUCGGGAUGUUCGUCUGUUGAAAGAUAAGCAGACGUAGAGGGCCUUAAUUUGAUCAGUUCAAAUUGUUGACAGGUCAGUUGGGGCUUCGACAUCAGUGUGAGUUUGCUGUGAUUGUAUUGAGUUGACAUGAUAAUCAUUGGGCAAAAUGAAAAUAUAACUUGAUGUCCGAUUCAUUUGAAACAGAGAGUUCGUUGGAAUCACUGUUACGCUAUUGAUGUGAAUUAUUGCAAGGUACUUUUGUUCAAUUAUUUGGUAAAUUUUUGAUUGCUCAUGCAAAGGGAAGCCUUCCCGUCACAAACAGUGCUGUAAGCUGUGACAUUUUUGCAGUGAUAAUUGUCAAAAAACUAAUUGGCUGUUAACAGAAUUCAGCAUUUGCUGCGUUAAUGUAAUGGUUCAGAGUUGAAAUUGUCAGACGUUUCAAUUUCACACUCAACAAUGAAUUCAAAAAACGCUCGUGAAAAUUUCCCUGAUCAAUUGUAUGCAGGUUAUUCCAGCCAACUUUCUAAAAUGAAUUGAAAGGAGAAAUAUAAGUAAGGAAAACUAUGUCAAACCUAAAAGGCUUCGCUUUCAUUUAUCAUGGACCAAAAUAUUGAGGUGCUGGGUAUUAUUUCAUUGUGCACGAUCUUUGUAUUAUCUCACCAAUUUUUAUGGAAACUAUAUUUUAAGAUUAGUUCCUCAGCUAUAUAACCUCUUCAUUGAUGAGGUCUUGUUUAACCCACCACAGCUGGUAAAUUAGGUAUAUUGCGCUAGCAUUGUCGUCGUUUGGCUAGUUUUGUGAUGUAGAAAUAUGUUUAUUGCCUGUUCUGUGGCACCAGUGGUUCUAAUUUGCCUUCAAUCAAAAAAAAGACUGUAGAAUAUUGACAUGAUUGUCCCAAUGUGCCUGCUGUGUCAUUUAUUGUAUAUAAUAUCGUCAUUAGUUAAAUGAAUGCGCCUGGUAUCCAUUGCAUCCACCAUCUUGGAUAACCAAAACCUUAUGUCCUACAUGAUUCCUACGUUGGUCCUGCUGGCGAGUGUCGAUUUCACAAGUCCAGCAGUGACGAUGAAAGUUUAUCAUCACCACUUGAAAAAUCCACCAAGCUCUAGGCCAGAAUAAUCAGUGUACCCUGUAGGUGGUGUUGUUUCUGAUCCACUUAAUACAACCUCAAUUUAUUAAGGUAUUUUCUGCAGUGGUUUAAGAUGAAGUGAUCAAUUUCAUGCAAAAAAUCUGUAUGAGUAAGUCAGACUUGGUGUUUUGCUGAAAGAGUUUCUUUGAGGUGGUGUAAUUAUGUGGUCUUCAGUCGAGCUGGAACUAUUUUUUGCUUCUAGAAAAUCUACCUGUGGUUUCGGUGACAAAGCUGUUGCAAAUACGAGAUUUUUAGUGAGUUCUGGACAACCAUUUGUUUUGCGGUCAUGUAGUCCAUUGAACGGGGCAUUCCUUAGAUAUUUAUAACCAAGUACUUUGCCACAGAUGCUGUCCAUGGAUGAAAAGUAUUUUCAAUACACCUGCCAGAACCUCUUCCGCAUUGAGGUGAUUUGUCAUUGCAAUGUUCAGCAUCUAUGGCUAAUUACUAUCGGUACAGUUAUAGUUCAAGGAUAUCCCUUCAAGUGACCAUUUCGUAAUUCCUCCUAUCCAGCUGGCCUCUGUUAAGUUUUGUUCCUUAGUGACCAUGCUUGCCUGUUUUAUUUUGGUUCUUGUGGUAUUGUGACUGUUGUGAUAUACAAGUGUUUUUGUUUUCUGUCUUGUCAAGUUAAAUCAGUGUAAUAAACUGAAAACUGUCUGUCAACCGAUAUCUUGAUAACCAGUUGGUAGAGUGAAAAUAAUCGGAUAGAAUCAUUGAGAAGCUUAGCUUAAAUUGAAAUUAAUCAUCUUUCCUGUAUAGUGUAUUGCACAAUAAUUAAACUAUAACAUCUAAUUCUAUUUAGAAAUUGUUGUAUUUCAACACAAGCUGCAUUGAAACAGUAAAAAAAACAAAGGAAACUGUUACUUCGGAAGGUCUUCAACAAAUUAUUUUCCCAAGGUUAAGCAUGGUCUGUUUCGUCUGCGGUAUGGCCAGCCUAGGAGGUGUCCAUUAUAACAAACUGCAAUCACAUUGCCCAAUCAAAUUAAUGGCCAGUUGCGGGCCACAAUGGACUCGCCUCAAUCUUGUCUCAAACAGAUUUAAAUGGUUCAAGAUGCACUUCUUACACUCACAAAAACCCAGCUAGCUGGUUGUUACCAGAAAAUUAUCCUCCACUUUAGUACAGUACAUGUAAAUUGAUUGGGCAGGUUGCUAUGGUCAGGUGAGAGCAAAAUCUUGUGUUUGUAAAUGUUCCUCUGAUAGGCAUGUUUAUGUCUUUAGAUCGACUGAUACAUUGCGACUUUGUUGUUAAUCUUGAUGACAUAAGGUAGGAGAUCAGGGGAAAAUUUCAAAUGCAAGGUUUCUACCUGACACUGAUCUGUAUGAUGUAUGAUGUAGUCUGUUAUAUCUAAUAUGUUCAGAUCAACGGACAGUAUUCAGCUUAUGUUUUGAUCCGAAUCCGGUUGGUUGACCCCAGAGCUUGCUGCAGACCGAGAUGGUUGCUGCAUGACCCUGCUGUCAGCCAUUGGCGCCACUGACAUGUUUUGCGUGUACUAAGACCUUUGUCUUGGAAUUUGUACGCAGAUUGAUCCCAAAAAAAUGAAUCAUCCUGCAACAAGUAGUGCCAGAGAAACACAGUGAUUGGGACUUGGGUUGUUCAGAGUAUGGCUCUUUCUCUGUCUGAAGCUCGAAUUUAUCACAAACUUGCUUGGUUUGGUCAUGUGAAUGGAUGACAAGCCUUUAGUGAGAGGGUCGGAUAACAGUUGUGAAACUGCAUGUUUUUCUGGCAUCGGAUUGUUUAGUUCGAGUCCUGGUUGAUGUUCACUGAUGAUAUGUGAGUGAGAGUUGAAUGUAAAAUAGUGUUUUGGAUGCGAUGUAUCUAAGCCACAGGCAGUAUUGUAAAUAAAUAAACUGAAUGGUA
Messenger RNA from Lineus longissimus, 7100 nucleotides. RefSeq names its product sarcolemmal membrane-associated protein-like. The transcript is spliced from 28 exons. The record is from RefSeq and is a predicted model, not a curated record. Lineage: Eukaryota; Metazoa; Nemertea; Pilidiophora; Heteronemertea; Lineidae. The coding region runs from base 331 to 3195 and encodes 954 amino acids. Gene Ontology annotation, molecular function: protein binding.